This is a messenger RNA of Ogataea philodendri, 294 nucleotides long. RefSeq lists its product as uncharacterized. The transcript has a single exon. The record is from RefSeq and is a predicted model, not a curated record. NCBI's taxonomy places the organism in Eukaryota, Fungi, Ascomycota, Pichiomycetes, Pichiales, Pichiaceae. The coding region runs from base 1 to 294 and encodes 97 amino acids.
AUGUGUCCUCUGGCAGUUCCAAGCGCCAGAUACUUGGCACAGGAACCAAUGCACACGGGCAAGCCGUACUUGUCGAUUUGUUGUGGCGAUUCGAGCAGUCUGGCUGUUAUUUUCUUGAGGGUGACAAAUUGGAUAGGGUCUGUAUUUCCGGGCAGUUUGACAUUAUCGGCAGAGGAAACCCAGUCGGAGGACUCUUCACAAGCCAAUUUGUGGCCGUGCCGACCAGCUACUCGCGACUCGAGCCGCAAGUCCAGAUUGAACGCCAUUGAUUUGUCCAAGAGUAACUAUAAAUGA